CAUUAAAAUGGUCAAAUUUUGUCUCCUUAGUAAUCUAGAUUGUGUGGUGAAGAGCAAAGCGCUGUUGUAACCUAGAAACAACCUUAGAUAGAGGCUUAUGGUAGAUAUGUAGCAUAACAUAACUCUAGUAAACAGAAGCAUCGUCUUACCCCUGAAAGAUAGAUGGCAAUAACCGGUUGUGACAGCAAUGGAUCCAUGGAAGCCACCAAGUUCAGCCAACCGAUGCCAUGGAUUGGCAUAUACAUAGCAGCAGCAUCUCUUGCUUGUCUCCUAGCAAUGGGUGCAGAUCUCAUACUCGGAAUUCGAGGCCGCAAAUUUUGGUUUCCUUGCAAAUUCUUCUGUUUAAACGCCACUUCCUUGGCAAUAAUAGCUGUAGCAGUGAAGCUAUCAGUGGAUCUCAACACCCCUAUGCCACACCGCCAUGAUCAGCUAUCAAAACUCAGCAGCAGCGCCAUGAUCUGCACAAUAAUGGCCAAUUCCAUGCCAACUCUGGGGAUCACCGAGAACAAAGACACCAUGAUGAACCUCAUGGCCAUGGCAAUCCUUGUGGUUACCAUGAUUGUGAACAUCUGCAUCCAGUUUGUCACCGGUGUUAUCUAUGUGUUCUGGGUGGAACAUGCUCUCGUCCUACUCCUCAUGGUGAUUUUGUUGAUGACCAUGACCUCCUCAGCCGUGAGUAUUCCAAAGAUUAAGCACUAUUUCGAGCUGAAACUUAGGAUGAACGAAGAGGCACUUAAGGAGUCCUCAAACGUGUUUGCCGAGGAGAGGACUCAAAUCGUCAACGGACUCAGAGAUCAACUGAUGAAAAUUUGGAUGAUGACCCACACAAGCAGCCCCCAAUUUGUUCUUGGAAGGUCAGUGUCUUGUACUGCUUCUGGUGCCUUUUGUCUUCUAAGUACCGUGACGUUAGGAGAGGCCAUUCUUCGAUCUUACUUGAUGCCGCGGUCGUUUGAUUUUUGCUCCGGUGACUGUGACUACAAGUGGUCCACCAUCUUAAUUCUCAUAGUUCAGGUUGCCGCAGUGGUGGUCGGUACUAUUGCUCCUGCCUUUAGAUGGUUCGUUGCCAUAACCUAUAAGUGCCCAAAUGUGAGGAACAAGACCUGCAAGAGAAGGUUCCAAGUUGAAGGGUACUGGACUACCAAGCUACUCUCAAUUAAAGAAAGCCCUCUAGGCUUUCGAAUUCGUAACAGGCAGUCCAGAAAGCUGGCCCAUGAUGCAAAAACUCUUGUAAUGUGUUUCUGCAUCAAACUUCAGGUGGGGAUUGUGCUAAUGAGUAAAGCCACCGAGUACGUUUCAGUAACCCUCAUGUGCUGGAUCUUGACAUGUUUUGAUAAGUGCAAGAAGUUGAGAUCCAAACUUAUUGCUACUGUUUCGAGCGUUAGCUCGGGAACAGAAUCAAGGUCUGUUCCGAAGGUGGAUCUUAGAUGUUUUGUUUUGUAUCUUGAAGGUGAGGAAGAGUUAGUUGAGGUAAUGCUGAAACAGAAUCGUGAUGCCACUAUGCACUGGGUUCAAGUAGGAGAGAAAAAGCAGCCAAAACUUCUCAUUGAGUUAUUGGAGAAGAAAUGUUCUUUCUUGCAGGGAUUCAGGGGAGUGGAAACAUUUGACAGCGACCAAGUUCUUUCUUUGCAUUGUGCACAAGCAGCAUAUAGUUGGUCACUUCCUCUGGUGACACUAGCUAGCAUUGUAGUGGCACUGCCAAACAUCAAUAGGGAUUCAGUCAAAAAAUUGAUAAGCACUCUAAAUGAAGCACUCCCCUUUGUCAAGUACAUAGAAAAUAACGUGGACAAAGAAAGAGAAUUGUAUAAACUCAGGUCGGCGGCAGAAAUUGUUUGGCUUGGAGUUGAUCUAUAUGAUAAGUGGCUAGAUGUGGAUCUUUGUGAGCUCUCACUUCAAUAUAAGAGCCCCAGAGAGGCACUUGAGCAACUAGCCGAUGCUGCAAAAACCAGGUAUGAAAAAUUUAAAGGCAAAUAUAAGCACAUAUGCAUGAAGAUAAGCCCUUCAUUAUGGCCCUACAAAGUAUCCGCAUCUCACACUAUGUACAGAAUAUGCAAAACUGCUCUCUUAAAUCAAGAACUAUUAAGAGAUAAUACAAGUGAGAGGGCCUUUGAAUCACUUACAGGGAUGAUUUCUGAUAUAGUGGGUGCAUGUCUCAGCAAUUUACCCUUCGUUAUAUCCAACAAGUGUUUGAAUAGCACCAUUGAAGAGAGAGAGGACACUGUUAGAAAUUCAGUUUACAUUCUUGGCAAGACCAAGAAGAUUAUAGAAAUGAUAGAAAAGAGAGCUUUUCCCCAUGUCAAUUUCUGCCAAGGGACCUACAUCGAAGAUUGGCGUUUAAUGCAUAAGCAAAAAAGUUUUUGUCACAUUUUUCCAUCUUCACUGAAGAAUGACACUUCACCGGAGAGCGACACUCCUACAGAUUCGCCGCCCUCUUCAUAUGAUCUUUGCCUAAAUAUUGACUAAAAGCCAGAGGCUCUGGUGAAUUACAUGAUUGCCGGAAAAGCUUUUAGAUUUGUAUAAAGUUUAUGUAAACUAGGAGAAUUUAGGUUUAACAGAAACAUUAGGAAAAGGGCACAGAAAAUCACUAGUUUCUGAUGGAGUGCCAUUUAUAUGUAUUGAUCAUAUGUAUCUUCCAUCAUGUACAAAACACUUAAAUUUGGCAUAACAUAAGCAGAUAUGCAGAUAUGCAGAUAUGCAAGUUGAAAUGGCUGUAAAAAACUUCA
Molecule: messenger RNA, 2720 nt
Organism: Vigna umbellata (rice bean)
Lineage: Eukaryota; Viridiplantae; Streptophyta; Magnoliopsida; Fabales; Fabaceae
Source: RefSeq, a predicted model, not a curated record